AUAUAUAAGCUGCUGUUGAGCUUCAGAGCGGAACACACAAAUCGUCGAGCGAAGCCCAGUAGUGAAGUUGGGUAUUAUUUUGUCAUCAAUUUCUGCUAAAAUGGAGCUCUAUAUUCAUUCGAUGUCCCCACCAUGUUGGUCUGUUUUGCUACUCGGCCGUCAGUUGGAUCUGAAAAUCAAAUCUAAAAUAUUGAACUUCGAAACGGAGGAACAUCUGAAAGAGGAUUUCAUCAAGCUCAAUCCUGAACACACGGUGCCUACCUUGGUGGAUGGUGAUUUCGUUCUCAGUGAGUCGCGUGCGAUUCUGUCCUACCUGAUGGAUGCCUAUGCGAAAGAGAAUCACCCGUUCUACCCGCGGGAUGCGAAAACCCGAGCCUUGAUCCAGCACAGGCUGAACUUCGAUUUGGGAACCCUGUACAGCCGGUUUUACGCUUACUGUUCGCCGAUGUGGAACAAGAAAGUGACUUCAACUGAAGCCCAACGGGACAAGCUGUACGAUGCGUUGGGAUUCCUUGAGACGUACCUUGGUCGGAAUCGUUACGCUGCCGGAGAUCAUCUAACCAUUGCGGAUAUUUCGUUGGUGGCCAGUGUUUCUGCGAUCGAUCUUUGCUUUGUGAAGUUGGAAAAGUACCCGAAAGUGGUGGCGUGGUAUGAGCGUUGUAAGAAGGAGCUGCAGGGGUAUGAGGAUGUUGUGGGUAGUCAGUUCGAAGGCUUCCGGAAGUUUUUGACCGUUCCUGCUGAAUCUGGUAGUGAAUAAAUAAAAAAUGACUGACGGAUUACAAUCAAGUUAGCAGUUGUGUUAGGUUUUCCAACAGUAUAUGAAGGUUUUGUAUAAAAAUGAAGGAAUAAAAAAACAACAG
Messenger RNA from Wyeomyia smithii (pitcher-plant mosquito), 860 nucleotides. RefSeq names its product glutathione S-transferase 1-1-like. The transcript is spliced from 2 exons. Bases 101 to 757 code for a protein of 218 amino acids. Gene Ontology annotation, molecular function: glutathione transferase activity. Gene Ontology annotation, biological process: glutathione metabolic process. NCBI's taxonomy places the organism in Eukaryota, Metazoa, Arthropoda, Insecta, Diptera, Culicidae. The record is from RefSeq and is a predicted model, not a curated record.